AUGUUUGAUCAGCUGCCAGAUGACAUCGUUUUGGAGAUUGUCUCCCAUCUGAGAACCGCUCGCGAUGUCGCUAGGCUUGCAUCGUCGUGUAAGCACCUCUACCACCUUCUUAGCGAAGAUGGAUGGCGUACUUUCGUCAGAACCUGCUUCCCCCUUCUGCCCCUUCCCGUUGGGAAGCAUCCCAAAUGGAAUGAGUUGGCGAACACCUUAACCCGCCAAACGCGGGCUUGGGACACCAAAGCUUUCCAGCCCAUCGCGUACACGGACAGCCGCCGCCGGGACGGCAAUUUCUUCACUGGAUACAGCAACGCAGCCCGUCCUUUCCAUCCCGUUAUUGACGCUCGUCUAACCUUUGACAAGAGCUGGGAGGUUGUCUCCUGGGGCGCUGGCGAAGAUGUUGUAGGCCGCUUCAGGCCUCUCAACAGCCGAGGCGACGCAGAUGCAUGGUUUCGCAUGGAGGGCAAAGCCAAGGGCUACAGCCCGGGAGUGGGCGAUGUCACGGCUAUCCAGCUUGCCGAACCGAAUGGGAAGCUAGGCCUUCUUGUCGGUAGAGCCAACGGCGAUCUGUCGCUUGUUUCAGCGGCGCCGGGGAGCGCAGGAAAGACGCUCUUAGAUUUCAAGAUUCCCAAGCCCACUGGCAGCUUAGAAGCUACCACAUGGACCUCAAUCGGUUCUAUUGACAUUCUGCCCAAUCAAGCAUCAGUGAUUGCUGGUAACAGGGCUACUGUCAGCUUGUUCCCCUUGGACCCGGAUGGCACAGGCGAGGCAGCUCCGUUAGACUCUCAAACAUUUGACAUGCCCGGCUGUGGCAGGACGCAGUUCGUCCACGCCGCCAAGGCGAUGAACAACGACACCAUCAUCUGCGCGCUCGCCGGCGACACCGACCCGCUCCGUUAUCUUACUAUCACACCGACAGGCUUUACCUCCAACCUCGUCUCGAAGAACUCUUCUCUCCUCGCCUCUCGCGGCAUCGACCCUGACAAGAAACUCACCGUUCGCGCAAUCCAACCUGUUAGCCCAGGCCCUUCCGGCCAUACCAAUCUCCUUUUGAGUGCUUGGGACGAUGGAACCUGUCGUCUGCUUGACGUUCGUACCCCGUCACCUUAUGAUGCCCUCUACCGCGAUAUGUAUCAGCCCUUCGAGCCCAUCUCGUCACUUAUAACAUACGGCUCCGACCGCUUCGUUGCAGGCAGCGCCGAGAUAGAGGCGCUCAAAAUAUUCGACUUCCGAUGGAGCAAGUCUUAUUACCACUCCGCCGCCCUGCCCUGCUGGUCCGGCACGCCAUUCCCGGAUCCGCUUAGGGGUACUAGCAGUCGUCCGCUGAGUUUGAUGGGGGUGGGAUGCGACAGCUUCAGAGGGAGGAGCUGCGUCUGGCACGAGCAUUCGCGGCGGGAUUACUACCGACCCAACUACCGCUUCCAUGUUAUGCCCUUCAAAGGCGCUCCGAGAGCGUCCAACUCGCGCAUUUUCUCCCUUGCGAAGGCGUCCGACGUCUCUGACUCUUUCUACGUUGGCCUCGCGGGGGCUGUUGCAGAGUUCACAACGGCGAUUUCGGAUGGAGGCGAGGAUGGGGUGCCACCGGCGGUGGCUUCAGCAGCCGAGAAGCGCGGUUGGCGGGCACAGGAGUCACAAUUCAGCUUCGCGGAGACGGGCGACGGAUUGCUUCAUCCAGGUGUGUCGAUGAGUACUUUCAUGCCUCGCCUCGUCCAGCGGUUCGGGGACGAAAUAGAUGCACCGCAGUAUAGCAGCUGGUAUACUCGGCAGACACCAAAGACAGCGGCGUGGCAUCGCUGGGAUAAAAGCUUUUGGCGGCCAACACACUUCACUUUCUGA
Messenger RNA from Colletotrichum truncatum, 1833 nucleotides. Its product is annotated as F-box domain protein. Gene Ontology annotation, molecular function: protein binding. NCBI's taxonomy places the organism in Eukaryota, Fungi, Ascomycota, Sordariomycetes, Glomerellales, Glomerellaceae. The record is from RefSeq and is a predicted model, not a curated record.